UUUUGUACUGUUUACUGGUAUGGAUAAUCAUAGGAAAUGUGUUACGAUUGGAGCUGGGAUGAUUGCAAAAGAAAAUAUUGAAUCAUUUACAUUUCUGCUAGAAAUUUUUCUGAAAGCAUUCAAAAAACAACCAAACAUAAUUGUUACGGAUCAAGAUCCGGCAAUGAAGGUUGCUGUGUCAAAAGUAUUCACUGAAUCAAAACAUAGACUUUGCACAUGGCACAUUACAAACAAACUUCCAACAAAGGUUUGUGGAGAUGUAGAAAACAAUGCUGAGUUUAAAAGUAAGUUUCAUAAACUUGUUUGGAGUAUUUAUACUAGACCUGAACAAUUUGAGAAGAGAUGGAGAGAGUUGAUGGAAGAUACAAUCUUUUGGGAAAUAAAUGGCUGUCAGAUAUGUAUGAAAUUCGACAUCGAUGGAUUCCAUCUUAUUUUAAAGAUGUUGAAUUUUGUGGAUUGAUGAGAACAACUUCAAGAUCAGAAAGUGAGAAUUCAUUUUUCAACAGUUUUACUCACUAUGGAGAUACGUUGAUACAAUUUAUGUUUUCAUUUAGUGCUGCUAUGGACAAACAACGAUAUAUACAAGAAACGCUAGAUCAUCAAACAAAAAACACAACUCCAAAGUAUAAAACUCCUUUGAAUAUUGAAAAGCAUGCUGCAAAAUUAUAUACUAGAACAAUAUUUAGAUUGAUUCAAGUUGAAAUCGACGAAUCUGUUUGGAGAUGUUCUCAUAAUGUUGUGAAUUCUGAAGGAGUAAUUGAAACUACAAUCGUAAAAGAAAAGAGAAAAAGUCAACCUGUUGAAGAUGACUUAGUGCCUUUGCAGAUGUAUAACACUGAACCAAUACAUGAAUUCAAGGUUACCCGUAAUACAGAAGAUGGAAAUAUUGAAUGUUCAUGUCAAAUGUUUUUGAGACUUGGAAUACUAUGCAAACAUAUAUUCCAUGUUUUAAAUAACUGUGAUAUUGAAGAAAUUCCUGAAAAGUAUAUAUGCAAACGUUGGACGAAGGACUUGAUUCCUGCAGAUGUAAGGCAAAAAAAAGUUCUUCACAGUGAAACAGAUAAUGAAGUUGAAGAAAUGGCUAACAAAGCAAUAUCUUCGGUUGAUUAUUGUUUAAGGGCUUUGACGAAUAAUAAAGCUGAACUUAAAGAGUUCAUGGAAAAAAUAGAGGAUAUGAGAACAGAAAUAGAAGCUAAAGAGCUAAAUCAAGAAAAAUUACCGAAGGAAGCUAGGUAUGAAUCAAUGCUUGGAGUACGUGUUAGAGAACAAAAUGAAAUUCAAAAUCCAACUGGAAUUAGAAACAAAGGUUCUGGUACAGGCAAAAGAUUAAAGGGUCCAGGCGAGAAGGCUAUUGAAUAGAAAAAGAGGACCAUACGAAGGUGCAAUUUAUGUGGAAUUUACACAGAUACACAUGAUAGUAGAAAUUGUAGAAAGUAUCAUGAGGAAUUAGAAAGACAGGCCGAAGAAAACAAGAACAAAGAAAAAGGAAAUUAGGAAUGUGAAGAAAGCAAGAAAAGAAAUGGUCGUUUAUUUUGUAAAUCAUGGAUCUUUAAUCUUUAAUGAUGGUUUAAUGUAGUGACUUGGAGAUUAUUAUGGUUUAAAUACUAUGACUUUUUUUAAGUUC
This is a messenger RNA of Helianthus annuus (common sunflower), 1624 nucleotides long. RefSeq names its product protein FAR-RED ELONGATED HYPOCOTYL 3-like. The record is from RefSeq and is a predicted model, not a curated record. Gene Ontology annotation, molecular function: zinc ion binding. Bases 343 to 1359 code for a protein of 338 amino acids. The transcript has 3 exons. Lineage: Eukaryota; Viridiplantae; Streptophyta; Magnoliopsida; Asterales; Asteraceae. Gene Ontology annotation, biological process: regulation of DNA-templated transcription.